Trichophyton rubrum CBS 118892 is the source of this 2083-nucleotide messenger RNA. RefSeq names its product guanine deaminase. Gene Ontology annotation, molecular function: guanine deaminase activity; zinc ion binding. The record is from RefSeq and is a predicted model, not a curated record. Gene Ontology annotation, cellular component: cytosol. The transcript has a single exon. Gene Ontology annotation, biological process: guanine metabolic process. Bases 754 to 1875 code for a protein of 373 amino acids. NCBI's taxonomy places the organism in Eukaryota, Fungi, Ascomycota, Eurotiomycetes, Onygenales, Arthrodermataceae.
UCUCCGUGACUAACGAGUUAUUGCGUUCGCCGUUCGCCCAGAUAUCGCCAACCUCGCCGCCGCCGCUAUCGUCCAGCCGGAGGACCCCGAGAACCACAGCGGGAGGGGACAGUGAGCCCGGGAUGCGGAGUCCGUAGUUAUAAGGGCAGCAUUUCUUGUCCCGGCCUGCUUCUGCGUCUCGUCGAUGGCUUGUCGCCUGGAGAAAUACCUUCGAAGACGCUUUAACUAGACCAACCCGACUAUCAUGGGCGAGAUAUCUUCGCUGGCCACGAAGAGAUGCCACAGCUUCACACUCUACCAGGGCACAUUCAUCCAGCUCCCACGCGAACCGACGGCGCCGGCAUCCUCGAGAACUGCUCCCGUAUACGAAUUACAGGUCAACGAUGGCGUUGUCUGGGUCGAUAACUCGGACGGACGCAUCGCGGGGUUCGACUGGGCCGUCAGGGGCCAGGAGGAACUAGACAAGCUGGCAGCCAGCAUGGGGUGGAAGCUGGCAUACAACGAUAACGAGGUCGAGAGCACCCAGGCCACGGUCGUCAGGGUUGUACGGUCCAGGGCAGAGAAGAAUGGUUUCUUCUUCCCUGGCUUCAUCGGUAAGGGGAUGCCUGCUGCCAGUCAACUAUACAUGUUUGUGCAACGACCGAAAGCUAACCGGGUUGAACAGACACGCAUAUUCAUGCGCCUCAAUACCCGAACUCCGGAAUCUUCGGGUCAACGACUCUGCUUGACUGGCUGAACAAGUACACAUUCCCCAUGGAGGCGUCGUUCGGUGAUAAACACACCCCCGACACACCUACCAGGAGAGCCUACACCGUGUACAACGCCGUCGUGGCCCGCACGCUGUCCCACGGCACCACCAGCGCUGCAUACUAUGCAACCGUCCAUGUCCCUGCUACCAACCUGCUGGCCUCGGUCUGCCAUUCAAGGGGCCAGAGAGCGUUCAUUGGCCGAGUCUGCAUGGAUAAUCCCGACACAUGCCCUGACUUCUACCGGGACGAAUCAACAACUGCCAUGGUGGACGCAACCAAGGCGUCCAUAGCCUAUAUCCACCGUCUAGACCCGUCAGGUACGCUGAUCAAGCCCAUCAUCACUCCCCGGUUUGCCAUCUCCUGCACCAGUGAAGGACUUGCUCAACUAGGCGAGCUUGCUGCCUCAACCAGCCCGCCGACCCACAUCCAAACACACAUCUCCGAAAACGACGAUGAGAUUCAGACAGUCAAGGCGUUAUUCCCAGACUGCUCGACAUAUGCUGAAGUAUACGACCGAGCGAAACUGAUUACUCCCCGUACCGUUCUGGCGCACGGAGUACAUCUGCAGCCAUCCGAACGAGUAUUGAUCCGCGAGAGGUGUGCCGGAAUAUCGCACUGUCCCACGUCAAACUCCUCCCUGAGCUCCGGCAUGUGUCCUGUCCGCGUCCUGCUUGACGAUGGUCUCAAUGUUGGUCUCGGCACCGAUGUCAGCGGAGGGUACAGCCCAAGUAUCCUCGAGACAGCCAGACAAGCAUCCCUCGUCUCCAGGCUAGUAGCAUGCCAUUGCUCCAAGGAGGAUGGGAACCGUAACAAGCUCAGUGUCGAGGAAGCGCUGUAUCUAGCCACCAGGGGCGGAGCCAAGGUGUUUAAUAUGCAGGACGAAAUCGGCGGGUUUGAAAAGGGGAUGUUCUGGGACGCACAAAUGAUCGAGCUUGGGGACAGCAUUGAAAGUGACACUGACAGCAUAGUUACCCCUGAGCAGCUGGAUUUGCAACACUCUGGGAAAGUGUGCGUAUUUGGAUGGGAGAGCUGGGAAGAGCGAAUUGCCAAAUGGAUGUGGACAGGCGAUGAUAGGAAUGUCAAGGCUGUCUGGGUUGGAGGACGGCUGGUCCAUGGAAGCACUUAGGUAGGGUACUAUUUGGAUGUAUAUUUUGCUAUAUUGCUUUAUAUAAUGACAUUGGAAUAUAAACUACGGGAGGCAUGUUUAACUUGUAAUAAGGCUUUAUUGAAAUAUCCAGGGAAGUGACAGUAAAUAGUACCAGCUUAUUCUUCAUUUUGAAUGCAGAGUAAACACAACUCGACUCCAAGGCCAAUCGAUAUCUUAUGCUAAAAGA